AUGGAACAAAUCGAACAUCCUGACGUGUUAGUCGAUUCUUUACCAUACAUUGAUCAAGAAAUUGAUUAUGAAGGAAUGCGAGCAAAAGUUGAUAAGCUUGUUGAACAAGAAAUGAGAAAACGACCUUCUCAAUCAAAACGAGAUUACGCUUCACAUUUUCCUUCUAAUUUCGAAUUAUUUAAAGAAUCACCUAUACUUGCAACAGAAUAUCAACGUGUUCAACAAGGAAAGCCAAUUGCAGAAAUGGAUACUA
This is a messenger RNA of Cetraspora pellucida, 253 nucleotides long. The record is from the annotation of a GenBank genome assembly. Lineage: Eukaryota; Fungi; Glomeromycota; Glomeromycetes; Diversisporales; Gigasporaceae.